CUCCUUUGAAAGAUGUCUCUUAAAAGUGCUUCUCCCAUUUCUAUUUAAAGUGUCUCUCCUUGAUCUGAAGUCUGUCAUCUGCCAGUAGAUGGGUCACUUCUGUACCAAACUCUCUUGUUUGAUUCACGGCUGUGCUUCACCUGUCUGAUCUCUCUACAAAACCCUUGCAGCUCCUCACUGCACGAGAGCUUUCAUCUCUGAAGAGUGAGACCUCCUUGUGAAAAGUACUUUUUCUGGAAGAAAUGUUCUAAGAAUGUCAUCAGGCAUCCAAAUAAAAACAAAGUCUUCAGCCCAGAAAAGCAAGACAUGUUCUCCAGAAUCACAGCCAAAACCUAGUGCAAAGCUGAAUCCUAAAACUAUUGAUCCAGUAUGUUUUCGUGCUUAUUCUCAACCAUCAUCUGCAUUUGCUGCUACCUAUGCUAGAGGUGGUAUUCCCUGCAGGUUAGUGCAUGGAUCAGUAAAGCACAAACUGCAGUGGGAAUGCCCUCCUGAAACUGUUUCCUUUGAUCCUCUUCUUUUAACAUUGGCAGAGGGACUAAGAGAGACAAAACAUCCCUAUACUUUUGUUUCCAAGGAGGGUUUUAAACAAUUACUUCUGGUUGAAGGUGCUGCUGAAAAAGUUAUUCCCUUGCUGCCUCGUCUAGUUCCAGUCUUAAAGGCUGCAUUGGCGCAUGCAGAUGAUGAAGUAUUUGGAAGGGGAUUGGAUGCUUUAGUGCAAUUGAGUGCUGUUGUUGGCCCAUCUCUUAAUGAUCAUCUUAAGCUUCUACUCACAAAUCUUUUAAAGAGAUUAAUGGACAAGAAAUAUAGAGAAGAAGUUACUACUGCUUUACAAAAGUUGGAGCACUGUGGUGGAAAGGCAACUGUGGCGAUCAUCAAAUCUAAAAUUCCAACCUAUUGUUCGAUCUACUCUUGAACAAGGAAACUGUAGUGAUUUAUACUGUAAGGUGAAGUUUGGAAAGAAACUGUGUGUAAAUAUCACUGACACUUAUUUGGGGUAUUAUAUAUUCUCUUAAAAUAAUAGUUAUUCCUCAGUAUGAUGGAGAGCAGGAGUCUUAUCAGUUUGUGAAUAUGUAAUUAUGGAAGAGUUUUCUUUGUAUAUUUGUAUAUACAUUUGGCUUACAAUGACACUGAUUAAUGUGCUAUUUCAAGAGCAGAAUAAAUAUUGAUUCUUAUUUAGUUUUUAAUUACAAUUUCAUGUAUUAUAUCUAUAGUGCUUUAUAUGUUUUGUAUAUUUGUGUGAUGCAAAAUAAUUUUGUUGUAAUUACUUAAAUAAAAUCUAACUUGGUGCUAAAUCA
Molecule: messenger RNA, 1295 nt
Organism: Agelaius phoeniceus (red-winged blackbird)
Lineage: Eukaryota; Metazoa; Chordata; Aves; Passeriformes; Icteridae
Gene: PACRGL
Product: parkin coregulated like
Source: RefSeq, a predicted model, not a curated record